AUGAAAGCAAAAUCUGAAAGACGGCGUCCUUUUAUUGGAUCACAGAUUGACGAAUGUAGGGAUGCAUCAGGUCUUUAUUACAUUCUACCUUUUCAAAAAGGCUUCCUCGUCAACUGGGACACACAAAAGACAGUUUGGGAUUAUAUAUUUAGUAAGGAAUGUUGCCCAGUGAACUUUAGUGAAGUUCCUCUUAUAAUAACAGAACCUCUAUUCAAUUUUUCAUCAAUACAAGAAGCUAUGACUGAAAUUUUCUUUGAAGAGUAUGAAUGUCAAUCACUUUUAAGGAUAAAUGCUACUGAUUUAGCUGAGUACCAUUAUAGAAAGCUGCAUAGUAAUGAAAGCACUUUGGUAGUUGAUUCUGGUUACAGUUUCACUUAUAUAGUCCCUUAUAUAAAAGGAAAGAAGUAUAAAGAAGGCAUCAGACGAAUAGAUGUUGGUGGUAAAGUUUUAACAAAUCAUUUAAAAGAAAUAUUGUCAUACAGGCAACUAAAUGUAAUGGAUGAGACCUAUGUUAUAAACCAGGUAAAAGAAGAUUCUUGUUUUGUAUCACAAGAUUUCAUGGGUGAUAUGGAAAUUGCCAAAAAAAAGGGUUCUGAAAAUACAAUUGUUAAGGACUAUGUCUUGCCAGAUUACACAACAAUUCGCCGUGGCUAUUUACGUGAUAUUGUAAAACCUGAUGAGGACUUGGAACAACAAACUUUACGUCUCAACAAUGAAAGAUUUUCCAUACCGGAACUUUUAUUUCAUCCUUCUGAUGUUGGUAUACCUCAAAUGGGAAUACCAGAAGCAAUAAUAAAUUCAAUAGAUGCUUGUCCAGAAGAGAAUAAGGAAAGUCUGCUAGAAAAUAUAAUAUUGUAUGGUGGAAGUACACUUUUUCCAGGUUUUAGAGAUAGAGUAUUUAAUGAAGUCCGAGCAUUUGCACUAGAUCACUAUGAUGUCAAUGUUACUCUCGCUGAAAAUCCUUUAACAUAUGCAUGGGAGGGUGGAAAACAUAUUUUUAAAGAUCCUGAAUUCUAUUCAUUUUGCAUGACAAAGGAAGAAUAUGAAGAGGAGGGAAGAGCAUUGGCUUUUGAAAGAUUUGAUAUAUAA
Parnassius apollo (apollo) is the source of this 1089-nucleotide messenger RNA. Lineage: Eukaryota; Metazoa; Arthropoda; Insecta; Lepidoptera; Papilionidae. The record is from the annotation of a GenBank genome assembly.